Porites evermanni is the source of this 16076-nucleotide messenger RNA. Lineage: Eukaryota; Metazoa; Cnidaria; Anthozoa; Scleractinia; Poritidae. The record is from the annotation of a GenBank genome assembly.
AUGAAGCCUUGCAAUGAUGUCGAAGAAACAGAGGCACAGGAGUUUACUGAUGAAUUAACAGUCCUUGCCAAUAUGGUAGGUUCACUUGUACACUAUUUUGUUAUGGCCACUACUCUUUGUUAUUAAUUUUUUUGUGUCAAGAACUUUAACUGUUAUUUUUCAUCACGACGUUUUAAUAGACACCUUUUUGCUAUGUAAGCUCAUCAAACUAACAAGUGAAACUAAUAACUUAGUAUCCUUCUUCCUUUUAGCCCUGCCUUAAAAUAUUUAUUUUUGCUUUCUCUGAGAAGUCAAAAUGUGAACGCUGCAUUGCUAAGACCAAAAGGCAUAGCUUAAUUACCCAUAUUCCCUUUGAAGAUUUUUUUUUUUCAUUUUUCAUUAACAAGUGAAAAAUUGAUCUCACCCUGCUUCCUAUCUCUCUGAACUACGGUCAUGUAUAAUUGCAAAACCCAUUCAGCUUUCUACGUUUUUGUGUAAGCAUGUGUAAUUUGAGAAAUCAUAAAAGUACUGUGUAAAUCCAUGUUGACUAUGAUUGUAUUCUGUUGAUAAUGAAGUCGCAGAAGUCGGAAGAAAAAAAUGAUGAAGUUAAAGAAACAGAUGUAGAAAGGUACGUGUUUUAUUCUUGAGAUAACAAAAACGAUUUUACAAAUCCUGUAUGUUAUCUCAGCAAUAAGACAAUUGAUCUUAUGAAAUGCUGCAGAUCAAAUAGGAAAACAUGCAGCUUUUUCAUUCAGUAUCUUGACAAUGGCCUUCAUGUAAAGUGUUUUACUGACAAUUUUUGGUUAUUUAACUGGGUCUCGCUUCCAGCAAAGUUGAUUUGGCUAAAAAGAACGUGGAGGAUACCACAUUUCAACGUAUAAAUUUGCUGUAAAGUUACCUCUUGUGAGUUGUGCUGAGUUAACAUGACCUUACUUUAAAGUUCCUGGUUUUCGAGUAAUGGUUUCUUUGCAAUCAUUGCCUAUGAGUUUUUCUUGCAAUUCCGUUAUUUUGCAGUUACAAAAAGACUUUGCAACGCUUGAAAAUCAGAGAAGGACAUGUAGCCAAGGUUGUUCCAGAUAGGAUCUUCUCAAUGGCAUUUCAUCCUGCAAGAUGUAAGACCCUGGUGUUCGCUGGAGACAAGUGGGGCAAAAUAGGCAUUUGGGAUGUGGUAAGGACGAAAAGUAGUUUCUAUUUGCAUUUUUGGUCUUAUUAGAGAGACACACUGUAGACACACUGGUUGCUAGGCUGGCGGAGGUGGAGACCGAGACACUUGGCGACAAACUGGGCGAUGUAGAGGACGAGGCACUGGUCGACACACUGGCUGACAAGGUAGCAGAAGUUGAGGCCGAGGCACUUGCUGACACACUGGGUGAUGUCUAGGCCGAGGCACUGGUCGACAAACUCGCUGACGCGCUAGCAGAUGGCGACGCCGAUACCGUUGCUGACAAACUGGGCGAUAUCGAGAUCGAGACACUGGUCGACCCACUGGCUGACAAGCUAGCAGAAGUUGAGGGCGAGACACUUGCCGACACAGGACAUUAGCGACCUUUAGAUUUGGCUUCGGCUAGCGCGUCUUGGGCUCUCGAGGUCCGUAUCUCGAAAGUUACAGUAUCUUUUCGGUUCCAAAACUGGUCAAAUAUUCAAAUCAAAAUGCCACUCCUAGCAAACAAACCCUUUUGUUUUGUUAACGUAUAGUUUUUUCGUAUUAUCUUCAAAGCUCUUGUAGUUGGCCCACGACUACCAUUUUUUCCCCUUCACUAUAAGAUGAUAGAGCAGGCCUUUAUAAUAAAAGGUCUAAGAAAAGUGACUAUAUUAAGCUCGAGAACUCACACUUGAGGUCAGUUCGCUGUUACGGGCGGGGCAUAAAUCGUUGGAAGAAAAUUGUCGCAUUCAUUUCAAAAGAACUCAUCUUUACGUUGAUGGACUGCCUUACAAAAAAUUUUGCGCGGAUAAUGGAGACCUUGUUCCUGGUUAUUAGAUAUGGAGAAUGUUAGAUCUUAUGUGUAGUUGGAGUGUAGCUGGAAUUUCAACGAAAACCUAUGACUGUGUGAAUCAUUUAUGUUGUUUCAAAUCGUUAAACGGAGACCUUAGUAAAGUUCACUGCUACAGUGUAUAUUUCACGUUGUCGAUUUCAACGUCUUUUNAAGGACAUUAGCGACCUUUAGAUUUGGCUUCGGCUAGCGCGUCUUGGGCUCUCGAGGUCCGUAUCUCGAAAGUUACAGUACCUUUUCGGUUCCAAAACUGGUCAAAUAUUCAAGUCAAAAUGCCACUCCUAGCAAACAAACCCUUUUGUUUUGUUAACGUAUAGUUUUUUCGUAUUAUCUUCAAAGCUCUUGUAGUUGGCCUACGACUACCAUUUUUUCCCCUUCACUAUAAGAUGAUAGAGCAGGCCUUUAUAAUAAAAGGUCUAAGAAAAGUGACUAUAUUAAGCUCGAAAACUCACACUUGAGGUCAGUUCGCUGUUACUGGCGGGGCAUAAAUCGUUGGAAGAAAAUUGUGGCAAAUUUCAAAAGAACUCAUCUUUACGUUGAUGGAGUGCCUUACAAAAAUUUUGCGCGGACAAUGGAGACCUUGUUCCUGGUUAUUAGAUAUAGAGAAUGUUAGAUCUUAUGUGUAGUUGGAGUGUGAAAGUGUAUGUGUAGCUGGAAUUUCAACGAAAACCUAUGACUGUGUGAAUCAUUUAUGUUGUUUCAAAUCGUUAAACGGAGACCUUAGUAAAGUUCACUGCUACAGUGUAUAUUUCACGUUGUCGAUUUCAACGUCUUUUUGUUUCACAGUUGAGGCCUUCUCAAAGCUGCCAUUACUGUUCUUUUCAAAGUUAGGAGAUUAGAUUCCAAGAUUAUCCUCUCCAUGCUUAGGACUCCACACCAAGACUACGCACCACUUCCAAAGAACGUACACUAAAAUAGUCUACUAAUUUCUGUUGAAAAAUUCUCAUAAAAACCUGACAAAGUCACCAGAGCAAAUCCCUUCUGGUGUGACAUGCCUGAGUCACCUGCCACUCAUAUUUUCUGCUAUCUCAUAUUUUCUAUGAUUAAACUCUUGCCUUUUGCUUUGAUUUUUUAGGGUUCAUCGAAAGGCGGUGACGGUGUUUAUCUUUAUGAACCACAUUCUCGCCCCAUCAACUGUAUGUUGUUUGAUCCAAGUAACUGCGGAAAACUUUACACUGCCAGUUAUGAUGGAACAAUCAGGUGUUGUGACGUCACAUCUGCUACGUUUCAAGAGGUAAGUUUAUCAAAGGUCGAGCAAAUAAUUGCUGAUCGCAGUUAAAUCUUAACCUAGGUUUCUCUUUUCUUUGCUUAAAAGCGUUUUUCUGUUUUUUUUGUUAUCAAUACAGUCACCAUGACAAGUUUUGCAGUAUUAACAAAAAGCCUGCUUUUUUGUAGGACAAAAUAUUUCUAAGGCAAUGUUCACGCUUCACCAGACGAAUUUUCGAACGGGUGAGAAUUCGUGCGCUGAAGCGUUCUGUUCACACGGAAUCCCUUAAACGGUACGAAAAUUUAGACGCCUAGCCCUUCAAAGCUCCGCGUGUGAACAGGACGAAAAUUUUAACGGUUCCGUGUGAGCGAAGUGUCUAGUCAAAAUUUUCAGCCGAUCAAAAAUUCGUCCGGUGCCGUGUGAUUUGUGAAUGUAGCCUAAAUUUCGUGUCAUCGCUCAACACAGUCUUCGGAACACGCACGCUUUUGAUCUACUAGGUAUCUGCUUUUUUGCGUCUUUAGCACGUACCCUGGAACUCCAAGUAGUGUUUCAUACGGCGUUUUACAGUCGUUCUUAUCUGGCUCAAGUUUAGCUGUAGAGGUCUUAUUUAAAUCAGUCGAACUUUCUAAAAAGAACCUGUUUAGCCAGCUUUUACACUGUAAUUAUAAUUUUUGAGUUGAACUGAGUUCGUAAUAGCGCAACGUUUAAAACCAAACCUUGCAACUACGGUUUAUCACGGUAGAACUUGUCCUUCUACACGCAUUGAAACGGGCUUUGUCUACAACUCUUAACUCUACUUCUCGCUUUCUUCGCGCUCCCGCAAACAAAAGCAUGAAAUGUGACAAAUGUGUUUAUAAAUUUUAGGUUUAUGCCUUCGAAGAAGAUGACUACACUAGAUUCAUGUCCUUCGCAUUUGGAUCUCCGAGCACAAACACCAUAUUAGCAGCAACUGACUCAGGCUACGUAUUGGUUGCUGACACAAGAACUAAACGGUAUAUAAUUGUUAUUUUUAUACGUGUGCUUAUUGGGGGACAGGAAAUCACUUUCGAGCGAGUCAGUAAGCCAGUAUUUACAGUAAAUGAGCGAUUCUUCGCGCGCUGGUUUGUUGAGAACUAUGUUCGAUAAGAAUAUAGUGCAUAGAAAUGACAUGAUGGUGGUGCAAUUUGUUGUUCUCUUUCCCUCGCGCGCUAUUUUCAGAGAAACUUCAACAGAAAUGGACGUCAGAACUGUCAAUGUUACCUUAAAAAACAAAUCGACAACAGUUUCCCAUGGUCUGUUCUCUUAUCGACCAAAACUUUUCAGUGAAACCACUCGCCCGGGGCCCUUGGUUCCACUUGAGUUUUGAACAUUUUGACGUCGUUUCUACGGUCGAUAAGAGUACAGACCAUGGGAAAUUGUAGCCGAUUUGUUAAUUCGAUAUAUUAAAAUUCAUACUUGGCUUCAAGGCUUAGUGGUAUUAAACACAAAAAAUCAUCUUGAGGCUCAGCUAUAAUAAAUACAGUUCUUUUGUCUUAAUCCCAAAGCCUCGUAACCAAGUAUGAAUUUUAAUGUAUCGAAAUUGGUCUAUUCCGAACCUCUUAUUUACCCUUCCAAACCUCUUAUUUCAUUCCUAUUCUUUUCAGGGAUAGGGGCAUUGUUAUGUCACAAUCCCUAUUGUUUUCCCAGCCAAUCACAAACCGCCUUGUUUGGAAUCGGUGCUGGUCUACCCAUUCGCCACUCAAGAACGAGGAGACUGGGCCGAAUUAACUUUCGCAAAGACUUCUGGGACUGUUAACUAGGGAAAGGGAAAAAAUUGGCCAAUAGCUGAUCGGCGCGUCCCCAGUAACGAUCCCAGAACUCUUUGCGAAAGCUAACUCUGCCCAGUUUCCUUCUCGUUUCCAAAAUAAUUACGAUUGGUUGAGAAAAUGACGUAAGAUUUCCUAGCCAAUCACAAAGCGUGGCAUUGUCAACAACAUUUUGUCGUGUGUAGAUCUUAAGAGGUGUGGUCUAAUAGCGCAUCAAACGCCUCGAAUUUGUUUCAGUUUUGUUACUUUCGCGUCACUAACAGUUAUUUUUGUUAAAUUACUUUCAGAAAGGUCAAAUUAGCAGAACAAAGUUAUUGUCUUCAUGAUAAAAUUAUCAAAUGCAUUGAUACACAUCCAUUAAACAAUAAUCUCUUCUUGACUUCGUCAACUGACGGGUAAGUGUCCCAUAUUUGGUCACUCACAGGUAUUCCAUUUUACGAAUAUUUCACUUGAUCUUAACAGUUAUAUCACCUUAAUACAGACACCUCCAGCCUCACGAUCAAUUGGUCUGAACGAUGUCAAACUUCAUACAGUCAAUGCCAACAUAUUACGGUCGCUUCUAACAAUUACCUCUGUCCUUUUGGUUUCCUUAUAAAUUGGUUUGGAUAUACUAUCAGGGCUCAAAAUAACGGCUGGUCAACGGAAUAUGUCCGGACACACUUUCGGUUUGCCGGUCAAUUUAACCGGACAUGUAAAUAAGCAACCAGAAAAAAUACAUUUUCACACCAUUGCGCUUUAAGAGGACAAGUAUCGUUUUCACUCUAUGUUUUUGUUUGUUAGGCUAGUAUGUUCAAGUUAUUAUCGGACUAUUUUUAAUAUUUUGACCGGUAAGAGGAAAGACGUCACACGAGCAACAGUCUCAAAUUCAUUUUGGGCCCGACCAUUUUGUCGCAAGUAUUCUCUUGAUAGCUCUUUUGAUUAAUUCAUUCAGGCCUACUUGCCGUGUUAUACAGCAAAUAGUAUGGGUCGAUAUGGAGGUCUGUCGUCUUCCAUGUCAGAACGCGCAUAUUUCUUUCAUUACGCCAUCUUGAGAUAAUCGAUAGACAAACAUUUUUGAGCCAUCGGUUUUGAGUAAUGUUUCUCCUAUGUCUUGCCACCCUAACUUCCUUCUAUUUUUGUUCUUAAGAUCUGUUGCUUUCUGGGACAUUCGAAAUGUAAAAGGAGCGAAAUCAAAGCUGAGCUCCUUACACCGAACACGUGUCGUUACGUCUGCAUAUUUUUCACCCUUGACUGGCAGCCAGGUGUUAGUGACGUCAUCUGAUGAUUAUGUGACGUAAGUAAGGGCUUUUAUGGCUUGGUAGAGGUGUAUCCAGGGGGAGCCCUGGUUUAAUUAAUAAUCACGCAUUGGUUAUAGUUUUUAAAUAUCUUGGGUCACGUUAUUUUGAUUCCGGCAUGCAUUGUGCUGUACUGCGUUAAUUGUACAGCAACCCCUUUAAUACGGUCACCAAUGGGCCAAAAAAAUUUGGCCGUAAUAACGAGGUGAACGUAUUACCUAGGUGGCCGUAAGGCGGUGUUCCACUGUACUGCAAAAAAGCUGGAAAGUCCUUUUGGGGGAUGAUAUACAAACUCCUAAUGGAAAAAUGUCAAAUCACAGUGACAAACGAAUGCUCUUGACUAGCCUCCAUUUGGGAAUAUCGUCAGAAGUCACACAUGAGCAGACUGCUCUUAGGUUCACAACCGAUUGCAACCAGUCCCGCAAAUUAAUUUAAACUUGAAGAUACUGAAGAGUGAAAAAAUUAUUCGCGUAAAGAAACGAGUUAUUUAUUUGUUUAUUUAUUAACAAAGAAAGAAAAAAAUAGGCGUCAUCUUUUCCCUCUUAAAUUAUGGACCUUGAAAUCAGAAAUGCCAUUUUAGUAUAUAUUUUGUUUUCAAAUCUAAAUUUCUAAUUAAAAAGAUUACGUGGUAAAGACUCGUUGAAGAACGCCUUCGGUGCACAAGUAUUUAAAGAAAAAAAGAAAAAGAAAGAAAGAAAUAUCGUAGAGUAAAUUAUCCAUAUCUUCAUAGCCGUGGCGUCUCCUUUCGCCUGCGGCUGUCGCUUAGCUGGACCACUCGCAGCUCCCCUGGCAUGUUCCAGGCUAAAAACGGCUAAAAACGCCAACAAGCUGGGCCCAGCGUUACAAAACAAUGCAGGAACCCGUCACAUUUACGGACAAAAGUAAAAUCGUUUAUAGUUAUUCAGAUCCAGGAGGCACUUUGGAGAAAAUUAAACAACCUAAAACCCUUAUUUUAAAGAGCUUUACAUUUCAAAAGAGGUCAAAGAGAACGCUCUUUCAUCCGAGAUCAUGCCGACCAGAGAAGAUAAUAAACCGCAGAAAACCAAUAUGCGUAUCACGACCUCUCAGUAUGAAAUAAGUGGCAAAAAACACAUUUCCUCAGUCAAAACCUUUUUCCUUAUAAUCUGCCCGCCAGAGAAAACAUUCUCUGGAACAAGCAGCAUUUUGGCACAGGUAGUCGUGUGUUGCUUACCAACCCCCUUUUUACACUAGGCGAGACUGCAUAGAUACUUGAAGUUGGCCUGUUACAUCAGCCUUUGACAUAAGAUACAUUUUGGCGGACAUUUUACACAGUCCGCACAACGAGGUCAAGAUUUCGCAACGAUGAAGUUUAAUCCGUGACGGCAAUUAUUCACUACCAAUCACGUCUGAUACGAGUUCAAUAUCGUUUUGACAUCGGACUAUGAAAAAAGAUGACCAGACAUAUAUAACGCCGAGCACUGAAUACUGAAAUUGCAAAGUUGGUUUUUGGUUUCUCAAGUUGAAUGUUGGUUGCACAACUAACAUGUUGUGUAUAUAAGUAGAAUGCUGCGCGCUCAAUUUUCAAGAACAAGUGAUCAUGUUAAAAGUUGGAAGUUUAAGUUGAAUUUUUAACUUUGAAUGUUGAAACAUGAAGUUGAAAGUUGGUUGCUCUAACUUUAUGUUAGCCGCUCAAGUUGAAUGUUGAGUAGCCGAGUCAAGUUGAUUUUUGGCGGGGAUUGAACGCCAUAGGUAAGGCGGAUUUUAUGAAUAUGUAUUGCUGGCUACAUGCAAAUUCCAAAGAAAGUGUCCCAAAACCUUUUGCUCAUGAUUGUAGAGGUCUCUUGUUGUUGAAAAGAAGCUAACGUGCCAAAGAGCAGCUCUCCAUCAAAGAAAAACCAAAAACGAACCUGAAAUAACAGUGUUACUUAUUUUGUAAAACAGUCGAGUAAAGGUCAGGGAACAGCAUCCACCCUGAACUUAGCCUGUUCCAGGCUCCGAGAUGGUGGUGAAAAGUCGUUCAGUAAAAAAAAUGCGAAAAACGCGCGGGGAUUUUUCUCGCCGCCACCGCCCCCUUUCCCAAGUCGCGCCCGUCUUAUUUUCGCUUUGCUCGUUUUAAUACGUCCGCACUAUACUAUCUGAGAGCCUGGCACAGGCUACCCUGAACUCAGUUCUAAGAAAUGCCGGAUAUUUAUUUUACAAUCAUUCUCAGAAGCUACUUAACGUCAAAACAUGUCAAAUAGGCCUUUGAUUGGUUUAUAAUAUCAUUUCUCGAGGUCAAUCAUGUGCAAAAAUAAUAAGCCUAACCCACAAAAAAACUCCAUUGUGUUCAACAUAGUUUUCGCCGUUCCGUCACGUUUACCCUUUGGCGACCGCCAGUACGGUCAACAUGGAUAUUCAAACCUUGUUAAACAACCUUCAUGAAGAAGUAUCAUGUUCUGUGUGUAUGUGCAAGUACACUGAUCCAAAACAGUUGCCGUGCUUGCAUAGUUUUUGCCUUCAUUGCCCGAAUGGGAUUCAACGAACGAAUGGCAGACGAGAUAAAAUUGCGUGCCCGGAGUGUAGACAGGAAUUCAAUGUCCCUGAUAAUGGAAACCUAGCAGCUUUGCCAACAAACUUUCGUAUUAACAGCUUGCUCGAUGUAUUAGCUAUAAGGGAGUGCAACACAACCGGAGUUAAGUGUGGAAAUUGCGACGAAAGAACGAAACAGAGCCAUUAUUGUUUCCAGUGUUGUGCUUUCUGGUGCGAAGAGUGUAUUGGUCUCCACAAUAGAAUCAAGGCCAAUAAAGAUCACUACGCGCUGGCACUAGAAGACUUUCAAGAUCAAGACUUUGAGAACAUUUUAAAGAGGCCAGAAUUUUGUGCAAUGCCAGGCCACGAGAAAAAAGAAAUAGAAUUCUUCUGCAAUAUCUGCAAAGUCGCAAUCUGCAACGCCUGUGCGUUAACGAAUCAUGAUGGGCACGGAAAGAUUCUUCUGGAACAAGCUGCAAAUGAGCGGAAGUUAAGAGUUAAAUCUGCAAUUGAAUCUCAGAGAAAAAGAGCUCAAACAAAGAGAAGCAAAAUCACCACACUUGACAAAAGCCUCAGUGAGGUUCAAGAACAAGCUGCUCGUGUGAAGAGAAACGUACAAGAGUAUGCUGACAGCAUCAUUGCAGCCAUUGAAGCAAAGAAACUGGAGAUCUUUGAUGACGUGGAACGAAGGACAAACGCAUCUCUUCAAGAAAUUGGGAAUCAAAAGAAACAGAUUGAAGAACAAGUUAAACGACAUGAAUCAGAAACAGAAAAUACCGAAACACUUUUAAAGCGAAGCACAAGCGCCCAACUCAUGCAGCCGAACGAACUGAUGGACAAAAUAUUAAAGGAAGAAAACAACCAAGAAAACAGAAGUGAUAGUGAUGACUGUUCAUUUCAGAAAUUUGAUUUUGUGAAGAAUCACAAGUUAUUUGAACUUGUAAGCGCUGAACAAAUUGGCUCCCUUAAAACAAGAGCUCAACUAUCAAGUGCUGAUGGAAAAGGGAUCAAUGAAGCAUUUGUUGGACUUGAAGCACAGCUUGUUGUGACAACAAGAAACGCGGAAGGCCAACAGUUUCACGACGAUUGCGACUCCGUAACACUGGAAGUCAGUAAUCGUCAAGGCGAUAACUGCGCAGCUGAAGUGCAAGUCAAAGAUUUCAAAGAUGGUAGUUACAAGAUCAAAUACUAACGGUUUCUUUGUCCUUGUACGUCACGUAGUCACUUCCAAUUACCUCUUGUAUAGGCACCGUCGGGAAAACUCCAAGUUCAGUUUGGGUCUGUCAAGUCUGGACACAAUAGAAAACCUCUUGUUUAUAAGCAGCGUCCUUGGGGGGUAGCAGUAAAUGAACAAGAUCAAAUUUCAGUGAGUGACGUUGGUAACCAUAAGAUUCAUUUAUUUAAGAGCGAUGGAACUCAUAUUAAAUCUUUUGGUGGAAAGGGUACUCAGCACGGUGAGUUUGAAUUCCCCUCCGGGACAGUGUAUCAUGGUGACAAUAUUAUUGUAGCUGAACAGAGUAACCACAGAGUUCAAGUGCUAAGUAGACAGAGGGGAUACUUUCGCCACUUUGGGGGAGAAGGAAGUCUUGAUCACCAACUUAACUUUCCUGCUGGUUUAUAUAUUAACAGUGAUGGCAAUAUCAUUGUAGCUGAUAGGUUAAACAAAUUAAUCAAGAUCUUUUCUGCUGAUGGGCAGUUUUUAAAUAAAAUCGGCACAGAGGGCUCUUUCAUUGAACCCUUUCACUGUAUCCAACGUAACAACUAUCUUAUAGUAUCAGACAAAGGUGAUCAUUCUAUAAAAUGCUUUGAUAGAAAGGGUAACUUCCUUUACAAAUUUGGGAAGCAGGGAAAUGCAGACGGGGAGUUUAAGCUGCCUCACUGCUUGUCCAUGAACAAGGCAGGACACUUGAUGGUUUGUGAUCAUAUUAAUCACAGGAUUCAGGUGUUUGAUCUGAGUGGAAAGUUUGUCGCUAAGUUUGGAACAAAAGGAAGCGGGAUGGGAGAGUUUAAUCAACAGAUCUCAGCAGCAGUUCUCAGUGAUGGUAAAAUAGUUGUGUCUGACUUCAGAAACAGUCGUAUUCAGAUUUUUGAAUGAAGGUUCAGCAUCACAAAGAAUGCAAUAUUUGGUUCUUUGUUUCUGUUACAUCUUUUUACAUGAAUGGUACUGUUUAACAAAAGUAUUAUAAUUUAAUAUUCGUUUACAGUGCUUGUGGUUAAAACUCUGUUGAGAACAAAGUAGAGAGAAUUGAAUUCAGAAUUUUUAUUUCAGAAGAUGACUAUAUUGAUACGCCAAACUUAGUAAAAAAAAAAGUUAAAUUAGCCAAAAAUAUCGAAAAAUAAAUAUGUUUUUGCUUGUUCGUUUCUCCUUUUAUAAAUUGUUAUUUGUUUAAUUCUUUUUUUAUCUUAUUAUCUAGUCCUUAUCCAUCCUAUUUUUUAAUGUCAUUUAUUUGUAUAUACUGUAGUUAUAAAAUUAUGAAAUUUUUUUGUCUGGGGUAAUUUUUUACUUUUCUUUUCUUUUGUGUCAACUUCAUUUGCAUACAUUACCAUGCGCAAAAACAACAACAACAAAAAAAACCACAAACUUGCCCAAGAUAAAAUAUUAACUACAACAUAUACUGUAAACUUUCCUUAGUUAGCCCUAAUCUUAAUUUCAUUUUGCACGCGCGGGCAGUGCUUCUGUAAUAUUAUCUGUUUAAUAAUAAAGUUUGUUGUUGUUGUUGGGAGAAAAGCUGUUUCCCUGGGAAUAACCUAGACUGUUAUUAGACGAUAAAUGUUAAUGUAGCCGCCAAAUUCAAGGGUAACCAGCGUAAGAUACUAUUUAGCAAUUUGUUCAGUGUUGUCUGGGCAGGAUGGAACUAUAUAAAAAUUUUUGUUUGUUUGUUUCUUUAUUUUUUUCUGUGGCUCCAUGACGAAAGCCUCAUCUGGGACCCGUUUCCUGAAAGUCCCAAUAAUUAAUGGGCGUAAAGACCUGUUGUCAAUUGAAAUUCAAGAUAAAGGUUUCAAAAGUUUUGCAGAUAAUAAACAAUUAUUGGAUGAGCUUUUUGUGAUAUCCAGAAUAAUCAAGGUCAAGGUAAGUGUUAUCAGCCGAGCAGAAGGCUGAGGCUCGUAAGACUUCGAGACCUUGAUUAUUAUUUUAGAUUAUCACAAAAACCGAAGCUAAUAAUUGUUUUAUUAUACAUUCUUCUAAAGAAAAUAACAACAAACACACCGUCGCAUGGAACCUGAAUUAAUUGUUAUUGGAAAUCAUGCAUUGCGCGUGCAACCUACAGAUUAGUCAGUUAUCUGCUAGCAGAUAGCUGUAGCUGUAGCUGUAGGCUCUUGGCCAAUGAGAAGACAGAUAAUGAGUACAGUGUAUAAUAAUAUGAUAAAACUAUCACAUGUUUCAACCGUUUGUAAGCUAGGACCUGCACUUUCGUUCUUUUAAAAAUCUUUGAAUUGAAUAUUUGAUUUCAGGCCCAAAAAGCCUCCAGAACUUUGACAAACGGGCAACUAUUCCCUUAGGAAACUGUCAUUCCUUGAACCUCAAUGUUUCCUGAGACAAAAAGCUAACUACUUCCCACAGGACCACAAAUUACAGCAUGACAAAAAGUAAGACUGAAAAUUCAUGUGAAAUCAAGGACAGCGAUGUUACAAAAUUGAAAACCCAUCUUCAAGGCAAUGCAUUUUUUUAUACCAUACAAUAGAAAUUUCCGUUAUCUGGCACAGUUACGUUGUGCAUGUUUGAAACUUCCUGAAUUUUUUACAGAAAAUGAGAAGACCUAAAAGUUCUGAUAGCUUCCCUAUCAGAAUCCUCUAUAAACAUUCACUCCCAUGUCCACAGGACCCUAUCAGCACCGAGCAAAAGGAUUAACUGCUCAGGUUCCAAAAGUGAACGACAUCAAUUUUCUCUUUCACAAUUUUAAUACAUAAUCAAGAGAACAGGUUUUGAGAAUUAUGAAAACGAUCGCUAAAGGGAAUAUGCUUUAAUCUUUCAUCAAAUUCUCUCAACUAAUUCUUUAAGGACAUGUAAGGAAAUCAGUCUGCAGAACUUGUUUUUAGAUAUUAGGGCUUAAAAGGGUUAAGAGGGUUUACAUUUUGACCGGAGAAUGUUCUAUGAGAAGGUGUUCGUCUUGAAAAGUACUCAGAGCUGAGUAAAAGGAUUAAGAGGGUUUGCAGAGGUGAUGUUUCUGGGUGGUGGAGGUGAAAGGCCCGGUGGCAAACUCUGUUGACUAGCCACACCUCUCUUCUGUUGCUGCUGUUGAAUUUGAUUGGGUAUCAAUCGGGAAUGGAACUGCAGGAAAAACUGAAAGCAAGAAAACAGAAUGCUUUUUUAUUGAGUGGUUUAGUGCAUGAAAAUUACCAUCCAAAGCAAAUGAUAAUCAUAUGAUCCCGCAUUUCUGUUAUAUUUGCUCAUGACUAAACCAUCCACGGAUACAACAAAUAUCAACUGUUUAUUAAAUGAGGUUCUGCAACUUACAGUACGGAUUGAUGGAGUUAGAAAGAUAUUUAUUAAAUCUCUGGGUUAAAGGAGAGUGUAAAAGGGCAUUGAUGGUCGUGGUGCGUCAAAUCCAACGGGGUCCAAAAUCAAGGCUUUGAGUUGUCAAAAAUAUUUGUUUAUCUCUUAACAUACCCAUAGUCCAAAAUUACAUGAAACAAUCAGCGAAUAAAAAAAAAACUUUUGAAUUCGGCCGUCAUUACAGUGAAAUAUUUCCCACGAAAUUGACCAUUCAAAGUGUGUGUGCUCAUUUAGAGAAACAACAACAGAAUUUACUGACCUGUUAUGUGUAUUUAUUACACUGAUUCGACAGUCGUCCUUCAUCUUUGUCAAUUUCCCUACUUGGAAUCUACAGCAAGAGUUGUUUCUUAAUAACUUAAAGGUGUUUGAAAACAUAAAAUAGACAUUUUUUCAAACUGCUGACUGUUUGAAGUUAGAUAUGAAUCACUACAGUCAGUCAGCUGUUAUCCAGGUUAAAGUCGACAUAAAAAUAAAGUGGAAAGAAAGGGUGCACUCAUUUGCAACACUACACAUAUAGCUGUCGCAUUUGCCUGCUGCAAUACGCGUAUGUUGCAAAUCAAUGCACCCAAAGAGUCGGCUUUGUUGUUGCUGGGUUUUUUUUUCUCUCUCUCUCUAAAAGUCCGGUUUAAGUAAGCAAUUAAAAAUAUUUAUUAUAUAAACACCAAUGAAAUACCAGGUGAGCUUUCGCGCGAAAACUUGAUAUCUUCACAUGUGAAAAUAACAUGUUAUCUUCACAUGUGAAGAUAUCACCGUUGCUAUGGCUACAUGAUAAAUCACGCCUUUCACACCAAAAAACUAUUAAAGUGAAAUGGUUUGGUAUUUCAUUGGUGUUUAUAUAAUAGAUAGAACAUUACAUGGCCGCUUGGAGAUACAAAAUUUCUCUUCUCGUAUCUCCGCGCGGCCAUGUAAUAUCCUCUAUAUAAAUGGACGCUUCGGUUUUAGCCAUGGCUUAAUCUAGAUAUUACAAUGAUCUUGAUAGCCUGAAUUUCAGACGAUUACUUUGAGUCGUUUUCUCCUCUCAGCAACUGAGGGAAUGAAAACGACCCGAAGUAAUCGUCUGAAAUUCAGGCUAUGAUUUUUAAAAACCAAAGUGAAUUUAUUUCGUGUUUCUUUUUUCUUCUUUUUCAUCAGUAUUAAUCAAGUUGAGUCAUCUGGGCAAGUUUCCUCUUCACCGAAAUGUUGUUUCAGGUAAGUCAGGUUCAGGAUGGUUCGCUUUUAUUAUAGAAAUGUUGAUUAGUCGAGCGCUUUAAAAUUCACGCCACUCCAUCAAUUUUUCCCGUCAUGCGGUGAGGUAAUGGGUAUGCAAUGAGGAUAUGUUGCAGAUUCCUCUCUUUCUGUUCGAACCGGAAUGCCCGGAUUAUCAUUGGACCAAUUGUGAGACCGCGUUCACCAUAUGCCUCGUAUUUCCGGUUGAAAGCUCAAAUAGUACGGCUGACUUCCUGUGCGGAUGAGCGGAGUUUUCCAGUUCUCCUACGACCGCUUUCCUUACAAAUGAGAAAAUGGAACAAUAUUUUUCAAGGAAAGCGCAGAUUAUUGGACGCCUGUUUUCGUAGAGAAAAGUAUAAAAAUAAAUUUCAAAUUUUUGAUAUUGCCUUCUCCUAUCGACAGACACGAUAAUCAAGUUGGCCGAUGGUUGACAAAUUUUCGCGCCACCUGGGAUCCCAAAUUCGAUUCAUAUGCUGUAGUUGGAAGCAUGAAACAACCGAGACAGGUAAGAUCAAGCGAAGUAUAUGGUUUUAGUAUUGUCUGAUGCUCGCACGUGAAGUCGAACGAAGAUGGAUGAUCUACAACACUAGUCCCUUACUCUUGUCAACAGUGUGUAAUUUCUUUCAAAACAGACUUGUAUUUGCAAGGUUUGUUAUUUGUCAUUCUUAUCCGACACGACUAAUAAAUCUAACCGUUUGUAGAUAUCAUUACAAAGCCAGAACUUUCUCCCUAGUUAUUUAAGACUCUAAGUGUUGGUCCGGCCGGGGUUUGAAACCACGAACUCCCGUUCAGCAGACCGGCGUUCUCCCAGCUGAGCUAACCAGCCGGCGGUCGACAGAGGUAAAGGCUUUCUGCGACUUUCGCGUUGAAAAUCGCCGAUAAAUCGCAUCAAAAUGCCGACAGUUUUGAAACAACCGUGAUUUCGCAGAGAAGAAAUUUUUUUUCUUGCAUGCAGUAAUUUCAAAUCACAAGUUUUUUCGCGAUCUUUUGGCGUGAAACCUACCGUUUCCCCGUUUCCCUGGCUGUGGUUGUUUUUAGGUUCUUAUUUCCGAAACAACUUUUUGAACCCCACACAACUUCUUAUAUUCACUCUAACAUUGUUCAAAAAACAAUUUUUUGAGUUAAAUUAGAGCCAAAAAUCACAGUAACGAAGGAAAAGAAAAAGAAAGGAGGAGGCGAGAAAAAACCAAUGAUUGCACUCUUAGUUUUUGUAAUGGCUACUUUGGAUAUAGUUUUUCGCCGAAAAAAACUGUUGGGCGCAAAAGGUCGUUUUGGCGCUAACGUUUUCAAAAAUCCGGCUAGAUACAUUUUACCACGAAUCAUGUCAAUUUCUUAUCUUUUGAUCAUGAUGACACGGAGCCAUCGAAAAGUCAAGUUUCCUUUAUAUCGUUGAUUUUUGGUUUAAAAUAAAUUACUGCUCAAGAAAGUAAAGGACUGGGAGCGUUACGAACUUUAUUUUAGUCUACGAACGUUAAAGAACAGUUUCUUAAUCGCCAUGGUUUUCUUUCUUUUCAGAUCGAUAUUUUCUGCACUGAAAUCAGAAGUUCAGCACUGAUGCAUCUAAGUCACGCGAAUUUGAAUUCUAUCAACUCCCUGAAUGUGUUUCAUCCCUCUUUAAAUAAGUUAGCUGGUGGAAAUUCAAGUGGAAAGGUGUAUUUGUGGACGGAAUAA